Molecule: messenger RNA, 7225 nt
Organism: Rhineura floridana
Lineage: Eukaryota; Metazoa; Chordata; Lepidosauria; Squamata; Rhineuridae
Gene: SEC14L5
Product: SEC14 like lipid binding 5
Exons: 17
Coding region: 455-2584 (709 amino acids)
Cellular component (GO): cytoplasm
Source: RefSeq, a predicted model, not a curated record
GCGUGGCGUUAGCAGCGGCGCCCGUAGCCGCUGGACCGUCCGUUAAAAAGGAAUCUCAGGGGCGCGAGAGCCCCGCAGCGCGUGUGAGCCUGGCCGGCUUCUGAUUGGCUAAGGCGCGCCGGCCGGCCGGCCUGCCUGCCUGCCUACCUUUUCGCUUCCCUCUCCCCCGCCCCCGCUCCUUUUCCCUUCGUCUGAGAUAAACGGGACCUUCCCGCCUCCCCCAGGCAGGAGACCGAGGAUGGCAGCGGCGGCGGGUCUGGGUCUGUCUGCAGGGAUUCCUCUCGGCUUCUCCUCCUUGUGACCGAUAUACCCAUCAGUGUAGUACCAGAGAUAACGCUUAUCCAGGACUCGGCAAUUCUCAGAUGGCUGCUUAGUGGACUUGAAGUGUUGAGACAAGUUCUGAAAAUUCAUGAGCUGAUGCAAGCAAUUCCCAGACUCCAGGUGUGAAGUAAAAAUGGUGCAAAAAUACCAGUCCCCUGUUAGAGUCUACAAAUACCCAUUUGAGCUUGUAAUGGCGGCUUAUGAAAAGCGCUUCCCCACUUGCCCAGAAAUCCCAGUUUUCCUGGGUAGUGAGAUCCUUCGUGAAUCCAAGAGUGAUGAUGGAGCCAUUCAUAUAAUUGAACGAAGUUGUAAAUUGAAUGUGGAUGCUCCUCGGUUGUUGAAGAAGAUUGCUGGAGUAGAGUAUGUCUUUUUCAUACAAAAGAACACGGUGAAUUGGAAGGAGCGAACUCUUGUUAUCGAAGCUCGUAAUGAGACCUUUGCCAGCCGUGUCAUUGUCCUGGAGACGUGCAACUACUCUGUUCACCCUGAGAAUGAAGACUGGACAUGCUUUGAACAAUCUGCAUCUCUUGACAUCAAAUCAUUCUUUGGCUUUGAAAACACAGUGGAGAAAAUUGCAAUGAAGCAAUACACAGCCAACAUCAAGCGGGGCAAAGAAGUGAUAGAGCAUUAUCUAAAGGAACUGAUUUCCCAGGGGAUCACUUUUAUCCCCCGAUGGACUCCUCCAGCAGUCAGGGGGGAAAUGCACAAGAGGACUCCCUCAGGAUGUGAUCGUGGCACUGUGCCAGCAGCAUCCCACACACAUGGAAGUGACAAAGAACAGCGAGGCAGCCCCUGCUCUUCCGUGGAGGCAUCAACUCCUGAUGCUGACAAACUGGAUGCUGAUUACAUAGAAAGGUACCUAGGGCAGUUGACUCCCAUGCAGGAAAGCUGCCUGAUCAGACUCCGUCAGUGGCUGCAAGAAACACACAAAGACAAGAUCCCCAAAGAUGAGCAUAUCCUCCGUUUUUUGAGGGCCCGUGACUUCAACAUUGACAAGGCUCGGGAUAUGCUCUGCCAGUCACUGACCUGGCGCAAGCAGUACCAGGUGGACUACAUCUUGCAAACAUGGAGACCACCGUCUCUUCUGGAAGAAUACUAUACUGGUGGUUGGCAUUAUCACGACAAAGAUGGAAGGCCCCUCUACAUACUUCGCCUUGGUCAGAUGGACACCAAAGGACUUGUGAAGGCUCUGGGCGAGGAGUCACUCCUCCGUCACGUCCUGUCAAUUAAUGAGGAGGGACAAAAGAGAUGCGAGGAAAACACCAAUCUCUUUGGACGCCCCAUUACAUCCUGGACCUGCCUUGUUGAUCUUGAAGGGCUGAACAUGCGCCACCUCUGGCGCCCUGGAGUAAAAGCGCUCCUUAGGAUUAUUGAGGUGGUCGAGGAAAACUACCCAGAGACCUUGGGAAGGCUUCUGAUUGUGCGAGCACCCAGAGUGUUCCCUGUUCUGUGGACUCUGGUUAGUCCCUUUAUCAAUGAGAACACUAGACAGAAGUUCCUCAUUUACAGUGGAAACAAUUAUCAGGGACCUGGAGGGCUUGUGGAUUAUCUUGACAAAGAUGUGAUUCCCGACUUUCUUGGAGGAGAAUGUAUGUGUAAUGUGCCUGAAGGUGGCCUUGUCCCCAAAUCACUCUAUCAAAUGGACGAAGAACCUGAAAUCUCUGAUCAUAUCCGUCUCUGGACAGAAACCAUCUAUCACUCUGCAAAUAUCUUCAAAGGUGCUCCCCAUGAGAUAGUUGUGGAGAUCUUGGAAGGUGAAUCAGUGAUCACCUGGGACUUUGACAUUCUGAAAGGAGAUGUGGUGUUCAGCCUCUUCCAUUCCAAGCGAGCACCUGAGAUUAACCGGAAGGAGCCUACAAUGUCAAAUGCUUUGACUGCUGGAGAUAAUGUGCAGCUAAUUGGCAAGAGCUGGAUCCUGGGGGUGGACUAUAGCCGUGUGGAGUCCCUGCUGGUCUGUCGGGAAGGCGAGAGCAUCCAGGGUUCACAUGUGACUCGCUGGCCUGGCUUUUAUAUCCUUCAGUGGAAAAUGCACAGCCCAACUGCUUGUGCUGGGACCAGUCUCUCUCGCGUUGAUGAUGUCUUGGCUACGCUCCAGGUUUCCAACUACAAGUGCAAGAUCAUGUAUUACUAUGAGGUGCUUGCAUCCAAGGAGUUCAGGGGGUCCAUGACAAGUCUGGAAUCUUGCAACAGUGGAUUUUCACAGCUCAGUGGAGCAACAACAUCUUCCAACCAAUCACAGAGCAGCUCUCUAAUUUCUAGAUAACAUCAUUUAGGAACGUCCUGAAUGCUGGUCAAUAAGCUGCUAAUCUAAGAUGCUUUCUUCAGGUCUGCCCCAUAGAAUGAGCCAAGGAGACCUGUGGCUGAAUGAUAGUGCCUAGGAAUGGCCAUCCAGGGGAGCACAAGGAACGGCAGUUUGGACACAAAGAUGUUUCUGGAGAGCUGCUUGAAACCCUUGCUGUGUCAGGAAUAGACCUGCAGCUUCUAAACCUUGAAGACUGGUUUUCCUGGAUUAUGUAUUAACAAAUCUGUGCAUUAGAUUGCAUAUCACUUUUGCAUGAAUUGUACAUAAUUCUUAGGGUUUACAGGGCUCAUUCCAGUCAGCUUACCUCUACAUUAAUGUAGAGCUAUCUGGUGUUGCCUUACCUAUUAGGACCUGUAGAGCUGUCUUUUACAUGUAGCAAAAACUAGUUUACUUUCUUGGGGCAUCAACAGUGCCAUUUAUGUUUUCACAAGAUGCAAAAGGUGCCUCGGUAGCAGGGAUUAGAUGCAAACUGCUAAUAUGUACAUAUGUAGAUGGGAUGGGGGGAUGGGAACUGGAUUACUUCAAGUAGGAAAGGUAUCUCAGUGGUUAGAUACCUAGAUAUUGCUAGCUAACGUGCUCUGGCAUCCCUGAGAGACCACAAAAACAUACACAAGUUUUUCCUGCAGUGGACUGAAAUAGGUUCUUACUUAAAGGGGUAAGCGCUGAUGCUUCCCCAUCCCCUUUUUUCUCUCAGGUCUAUGAGCAAUAAAUGAGUAGAUCUCUGCCCCACUCCGCUCUCAGGGUAGGAAGUGAAUUCCAUUACAAAGGGCUAAGCAAAGCAAUAUUUAAUUUCUACAGGCACAAAACUCUUCCACAGUGUUGAAAAAGCUAUUACUUUUGAAAGCAGGCACUAAUCCAAGUUGGGGUGGGCACUUUAAGUGUGUGUGUGUGUGUACAUGAAUGUAUGAAAUUUCCUAUUUAUUCAGACAUGAUUAAGGCUUAAAUUAAUAACUUAUUUGUAUCAUUUUAUAGGUACAACUCAAGUAUUUAUUAUGGAAUAUGCCCUCUCUUUUGUGUGCUCAACUUUUAGGGCUAAAAGGGGGGUUUCUGAUCAUUUUCAGCUUUGUAAGGCUGUUUCACUGAAACCUAAUGUUGUAACUGGAUAUUUUGGAGCACAAGACUGCAUUAUACAGAAUUAACUGCACAGGUCCCCAUAUAAUCUUUUGAAUUUUAAACGGUUGUGGCCCAUUGUAACUGGGAAACUGCUCUGGUGGAUAAGGCCUUGAAUGAUUAAGGACCUUGACUUUGUAAGUUUUAGAUAUUCUGAAAAGAUAUCACUGGGGACUGCACAAACUUCAGGGUGGAGCGGGCAUGGGUUCAAAGAGAAUGAUUUUUGUGAAGUUGCAUACCCAUGGAAGGAAAGGAGUGGUAAAUGUUGGGAUACUUCUGACUAAGCAUGAGACACGAGUUCUCACUGACAAGGUUUAUUUUUUACUUCCUGCUGCAGAUAGGGGAUAAGUAAGGAAACAAAUCAGCUGAGAUUCCAAUGGCUUUUGAUUGCUUGUGUGUCUGCUCAGAGGUGCACAGCAGCAUUAGGGAGAGAGAAGGAAACCAACCAGGACCAGUCACUUCAGCAAAAUGCGUCACAUUAUUGCUGUUUCUCUGUGCAGAGGGACUGCAGGGAAUUAGUUGCCCAAGCUUGCCCUGAAAGCCUUGUUCCCAGCAGUCCCUUUGAGGAAAUGGCUGUAAUGUGUAAGGAAUCUUUUUGAUUGUUUUAUACAUUUAAAGUGCACCCCACCAAGAAUCCUGGGAACUGUAGUUUAAGGGUGCUAAGAAUAGUAGUUAUGUGAGGGAUAAACUACACUCACCAGGAUUCUUUUUGUGUGUGUGGGGUGUGUGUGUGCUUUAAAUGUAUGGUAUGUAGACAGCUAUACCCCAUUGCAGUUAUACCCCACUAAGCAGAAAAACAGCCCGUGGAGAAAGGGUUAAUCAUGUGCACUCACAUUAGUGUUCUUUAGGUCCCCUGCGUCUGCUUUAUUCCAUUUUCUUGUGUGUGUAACAUCUACUCUUGCCCUUAAAGCAAAUUCUAAUCGUGAUUGGAACAAUGCUGAAUAAUGGGCAGUCUGAGAUGGUUCCAAUAGUGUUCAUGUGCUACAUUCUCUUUUUAAAGCAAAAUAUGGCUGCUUUCUCUGUCUCUGGGGCUGCAUUGUGAAUGACAUAUCUCAGAAAUGUCAUAGUAGAAUGUGGAGGAAGACCAGAAUAGCUUAGGUUUCCCAUGAGAAUGAAGAGGGUCCUAUUUUUUAAGUAGCCUUACUGUGACAUGGGUUGUGACCUGCCUUAACUAAGGUCAACACGCUUCUUAAAAAUGAAUAAAUAUUUGGGCAUGUUUGCCCAAAUGGGUCCCAGGAGAUAGUUUGGGGGCACAUAAUGCAGCAACUUUGCAGAAAUUAAGUGACUCAAGAAAUUCUCAUUUCUGUGUCUGGGGAUUCAAAUGGAUAGGUUUUGCCUGGCAACUAGACUAUUCUAUUUGUGGGUUUAGUAGAAGGCUGAGGAGCUAUUGCAAGCAGGUGUUUUUUCUGAAUUCAAAGUGUCAGGGUAACCCUUACAAAGAACUGUACCAGAACUUGGGGUUAUCUAAUGAAGUUGAUCAGUGGGAGGUUCAGAGCAAUUGACUCAUGGAAUUCAGUGCUGCAUAAUGUAAUGGCCACUACUUGGAUCAGGGGUUUCCAAACUGUGGUCCAUGAGCUCCAUUCAGGGGGUCUGUGGUGUGUCUGUAAAAAUACAGUUAAAAAUCUUACAGCCUCUAGCGCAGUGCAUUACAAUUGCUACAACAGGCAUAAAAAUUAUUGGUCCACCAAGACCCUCAGCAAUUUUCAAGUGGUUGGUGGGGGGGGAUUUUGGGAACCACUGACUUUAAACUUUAAAAUGAGAUUAGAUACAUUCAUGGAGGGUACAUAUAUGAAUAGCUAUAUGAAGAAAGGUGGGUAAAUUGAAAUAAUGAUAAUCUCCAGAUUCAGAGGUGGUUUGCCAUUGAAUGCCAGUUAGAGAGCAACAGCAGGAGAAGGCAGUUGCCUUCAAGGCCUUGUGGAUCUACUGAGGCAUCUGGUUGGCCACUGUGGAAAACAGGAAAAGAUGGUCCUUUGGUGUGAUCCAGCAGGGAUUUUAUGUUUUUCUUAUUAGUCUUAGAACAGGGCUAUACGAUAUCAAAAUAGCUGAAUUAUGCUGGAGGAAUCUUAAAUUAUCUAUAUUGGGCAAAUUUGCAAGAACUUAAAUUAACAUGCAGAUUUAUGGCUAUGAUAACCUUUUUCGCCAUUCAACGUUUGUUGGCAAAAAGCUAGGAGCGAAUGGGAGGAGAUAUGAAAGGGAAGCCAUGAGGGAGUAGUGAUCAUGGGAAGGGAUGGUGUGGAUACUACUUUUUCUUUCUGACUACCAGAAGUUCUGACCCAAUUCCCCUUCCACACCUCACCUUUAGAAGAUGCUGCAUCCACAUUUUCCAACUUUAGUCUGCAAACACAAGAACUAUGACCUUAGGAUUUUGUAAGUACCAGCUAUUGAGAAUCUAGAUUCUGUGGUGGACAGCAGUUUUCAAGUUUGCAUGGAAUGAAGCCUUUUUAAGAUCACCAGCCAGAGUUGAAUUUGGUUAUUAAAUAUUUGGUUUCUUCCAUUGUUUUGAGACCUGAGUGUCAUGGCUUGUUGGGGGGAGUGGGGGGAUGUGUUGGUGAAAUGGGAUAGAGUGCUAUUGUUUCAAACUUGCUUCCUUUUUGCGCUUUGCUACUCAAAAGCAUAGGAAUGGCACAAAGAAUUGCAUCAUUUGACUCUGGUUUCCUGAAGAGUUAGUAGUUUGGGUUCGUGGAGGUGUGUGAGAGGCUAGAAGCGUACUAAUACACUGAUCAGUAGCUAGUUCUUGAGCCAAUUUGAAGAAAGGACUGAGGAUCCUAUCCUGUCUUAAAAGGUUUUGCCACCUCAUAGACAUAGCCUCCAUUCUCCUUCACAUACCCAAAGAAGCACACUUUGUUUUGCUGAGGGGCCAGAAGUAGCCCUUGCUUGGGAUGGGGACAGCUUCAGUCUAUGGGCCACCAGGUGCUGAUCCCUAUCUUAGUAUGUUGAACUGAAGUGCCAUAGUCAUAGCCAAUGUCUUUGAUGCUAUUCAGCUAGAUUCCUCCUCUUUUCACGUAGUUGUGCCAGUUGUUUAAACCACUAUACUGUGACCUUUUUAGUGCAAAAAUAAUAUUAAUAUAGAUAAUAACUAAUUCUGCAUGGCCUGUGGCAAAGGUUAUCUUAAGGGCAUUUUACAGAGUACCGUAAUAGAUUUGCGAAAGCUGCUAAAACUAUCCCCCCAAAGGGUAACUAUCAGUAUCAGCAGGGGCUAAACUGGUUCCAGUGUGACGACAAAUCACUUUAGUGGCACUUAAAAGUCUGAGCUGGUUACACGGGAAUUCUGAAAGUGCAAGGCUAAUAUAAUGGUUGCUGCUGUUGUUUACAACAGAGAUUUAUUCCUGUCAGCACAAAACAAAAAGGUUUUCAGAUUGCUAUUUGUAUACAUGUUGGUGAUCAACAAAUGUGAUACAAAUGUUAUGGCAGUGACUCUGUCAGAAGCUGGGUAUUACUGAUAGAUUUCUGUUCUCCAUUUUGCUGUAACUUCAAAUGGAAAAAUAAACUGGA